AUGUCAGUAGUCUAGACUAAAUGCGGAGAGUAAUAUUUCAUAGACAGUCUGUAUGAUGAGUCUUUUAAACAGAAUAAAGAAGGUAAUUACUGGAGUAACUUUACAAGAAAGAUAUGAAGCAGCUAUGGUGUUGAGCGGUGUAGGAGAUGCUCUGGGUUACAAGAACGGUAUCUGGGAGUGUUGCCACUUGGGAGAAGAAAUUCACGAGGAACUGAAAGAAAUGGGCGGAGUGAACAAAAUUAAAGUGUCGUUACCAGACUGGAGGGUCAGUGAUGAUACAGUGAUGCAUAUCGCAACGGCGGAGGCCCUUAUAGAGUGGUUUGAUUUGACAAACACGGACGGCGUAAUCUCAGAGCCACAGGAACAACUUUACUUAAAACUGGCCGCGAAAUAUAAAGAAUGUUUGCACGACAUGAACGGAAGAUCAGCGGGUUUCACGUGUGUAGGUUCUUGCGGCCUUUUAAAACCGGGCGAAAGUGGCGGCUAUAUUAUUCCAUUCAGUAAGAAAGGCGGUGGUUGUGGCGCUGCUAUGAGGGCAAUGUGUAUUGGAUUGUUUUACCCACAUCCCGAAGACCUUGAAAAUCUCAUUAUUGUUAGUGUUGAAUCGGGACGUAUGACACAUCAUCAUCCUACAGGGUACCUAGGGGCUCUUGCCACAGCCUUGUUCACAUCAUAUUCAAUCCAAGGGAGACCAUUGAAAGAAUGGGGUGUGGGUUUAAUGGAAUCACUGCCGAAAGCGCUUGAAUACAUCAAAAAAUGUAAGAUAGAUGUAGAAGAAAAUAUAGAAGCUUGGGAUUACUUCACGAAGCAGUGGACAGACUAUCUACAACUUCGGGGUAUAUCUGACGGCAAAAAUUCUCCGAAGUUUCCCAAAAAGUAUGGCGUUAAAGAACGCGAUGCGUUCUAUAAAUCCAUCGGUUACACGCCUGGCGGCUUUGGCGGACAUAGUGGUCAUGAUGCACCUAUGAUUGCAUACGAUUCGUUGCUGGGCUAUAACGGCUCGUGGUCAGAUCUAUGUAAAAGGGCUAUGUUCCAUGCUGGAGACAGCGACAGUACAGGUGUUAUCGCUGCUUGUUGCUAUGGUGCUAUGUUUGGAUUUAAAGGUGUCAACAAAAAUAACUAUAUAAAUCUUGAAUAUCGAGAACGUCUGAGAGAGCUCGGUGAGAAGUUGUAUAGGAUAAGCCACCUAGACAAGUUUAAAGAACAACAAACGAAAGCAGAAAAUGAUACAGGGUCUUUACCCAAACCUUCGACAAGUAAAAAUAGUGAUGAAUUAAUUGUAAACUCUGGACUUACAACGGGAAUAAUUUUAUCAAGCCACGUUUCCUUUUAUAAGAUCAUGAACAAGUAUAAACAAGGAAGGACGGAAGCUAAAAUUAAAAUGGAAAGCUCUAAUCGUGUGGUUAAUUUAAAGGAUAGGUAUGAGGCAGCUAUGGUAUUGAGUGGUGUAGGUGACGCUUUGGGCUAUAAGAACGGAGAAUGGGAGUUCUGCAACUCUGGAGAAAUAAUACACAAGGAAGUAAAAAAACUUGGUGGUGUGGACAAUAUUAAAGUAAAUCCGAAAAAAUGGAUGGUCAGUGAUGAUACGGUUAUGCACUUGGCUACAGCAGAGGCCCUGGUGGAAUGGUUCAGCUUUACGGAAUUAAAAAACGUUAGUUCAGAACCACAGGAACGCCUCUACUUAAAACUUGCCGAUAAAUACAAAAUGUGUAUGCACGACAUGGCGGGGAGAGCAGCGGGUGCCACUUGUAUGGGUUCUUGUCAUAUGUUGAAGCCAGGUAGAAGUGGAGGCUAUAUUAUUCCAUUUAAUCCCAGAGGCGGUGGAUGUGGCGCUGCUAUGAGGGCAAUGUGUAUAGGACUGUGUUAUCCUAAUCCUGAAGACCUAGACCAACUUAUUGCCGUCAGUGUGGAGUCUGGACGUAUGACUCAUCACCAUCCUACAGGAUACCUAGGUGCUCUUGCUGUGGCUUUGUUUACGUCUUAUUCCAUUCAAGGAAAAGCUGUGAAAAGUUGGGGAGCUGGAUUGAUGGAAGCAUUGCCAAAAGCUCUUACUUACGUUAAAGAAAGUAAAAUAGAUGUGAAGGAUAAUGUAGAUGCAUGGGAUUAUUUUACAAAACGAUGGACAGACUAUUUAGAACUACGAGGCAUAUCGGACGGUAUACAGAAUCCGAAAUUUCCGGAAAAAUUUGGCGUGAAAGAACGUGAUGCCUUUUAUAAAUCCCUCAGUUUUAGCGGCUGGGGAGGUGCUAGCGGUCACGACGCACCAAUGAUUGCCUACGACGCACUUCUCAGUUAUGACGGGACAUGGCCGGAUCUCUGCAGCCGUUCAAUGUUUCACAGCGGAGAUAGCGACAGCACUGGUGUCAUAGCUGCUUGUUGCUAUGGUGCCAUGUUCGGCUUUUAUGGUGUCAACAAAAAUAAUUAUAAGAAUCUGGAAUAUGGAGAACGUCUUAGAGGGCUAGGGGAAAAGUUGUACGCAAUAAGCCAUCCUGGUGAUAAAGAGGUUGUUGAUAAAGUGAAGAAGGAAGAUCGGAAAACGCUUGAACGGAUAGAUUCGUUACCAAGACCACCCUCGGACGAGAAUUUAAACGAACAAAGACAGAGCCCACUAGGAGAUAUUUCAGAACAUGCUGCUGAUUCGGAUGAACUUAUAGAAAAGAGGAUGCAUGAUUUAUCAAAGUGAAAUUCUACAAUUCCUAUAGGACAUACAUUUGUGUAUAUCAACAUUGUUCAAAUAUGUACCUUUUAAAAGUAGUAUUUUGUAUUAAUGUUAUCUUUUUACUAAGUUUGUAACUAAGUUUGAUACUUUAAUUUACUUUUCUAGUUAAGGUCUAUUGUAUAGUUAUCUCGAUUCUGAAAUAAAAGGGCAGACUUGA
Mercenaria mercenaria is the source of this 2876-nucleotide messenger RNA. RefSeq lists its product as uncharacterized. The record is from RefSeq and is a predicted model, not a curated record. NCBI's taxonomy places the organism in Eukaryota, Metazoa, Mollusca, Bivalvia, Venerida, Veneridae. The coding region runs from base 53 to 2683 and encodes 876 amino acids. The transcript has 2 exons.